Molecule: messenger RNA, 799 nt
Organism: Fonticula alba
Lineage: Eukaryota; Rotosphaerida; Fonticulaceae
Exons: 4
Coding region: 290-736 (148 amino acids)
Source: RefSeq, a predicted model, not a curated record
CGAGAAAGCGCUCCCUCUGUCACAUCCAGCCACGCGCCACUCUUCUCCGAAACCAUGGUUCUCUACGAGCUCUUCUGCAUUGCCCGUCCCUUCAUUCCUCGUCACGAGCUCCACAACCUUGUCAAGGCCACUGCCUUCAUGGUUCUCGACAACAACGGUGUUGUGCGCGAGAUCAACAGCCUCGGUGGCAAUGUCCUUCCUUACAAGAUGCGCGCCAACGCCACCAAGCCCUAUGAAACCUUUGGAACCUACUACUCGGUGAUGUUCGACUCUAGCCCUACCGUGGCCAAUGCCCUGGCUCGCAAGCUCCGGAAUGACGACCGCCUCCUGCGGUUCACUGUCCUCAAGCAGGAUGACCGCAUGGCUCGCUAUGGCUUCUACAACAAGCCCCAGACCGCGCUCAAUGACAACUAAGAGUGCUCUCCUCCUGCCUCUUGAUCCAUUUUGGCCCUCUUCCCCUGCUUGCUGGCAUCUCGCACUUUUGCGCAAUUGUCCAAGUGACAGCAGUGUGAAUGAACUCACCCCUCGCCCCUGCCCCCAGCCAGGGGGCACGGGAACGCGGGGGAGGGGAAGGGACCUGCCCAGCUCAAAUCCUCCCCUGGAGGCAGCCACAAGUCAAAGAAUGCUGCCUGUCUCCUUUUUUUCUCUCCGUUUCCCCCUCCCCGACCUACGCCCAGUGACGUUGUGUCACCUCUGCCUGAUCGACCGCAUGUGCGCGUGUGCGCCUCACCCAUAGAUUUCUCCGUUUCCCCAUACGUCUCUCGUAGCAAAAAAGCAAUAAAAUAAAAAUUCCCCGACA